Molecule: messenger RNA, 1161 nt
Organism: Neohortaea acidophila
Lineage: Eukaryota; Fungi; Ascomycota; Dothideomycetes; Mycosphaerellales; Teratosphaeriaceae
Exons: 5
Coding region: 1-1161 (386 amino acids)
Source: RefSeq, a predicted model, not a curated record
AUGAAGAUCGCCGGUCAUACUUUGGCAAUUCUGCCGCUCAUUGCUCCAGUGUUCGCCGCUGCCUCAGAAAUAUGUUUGACUCAGCUUGGCUUGAAAUCAGUCAAAUCAGUGCCGACAUACACUUCGACCGCAACCGCAGCUGCCCCAACGACUACCGUGUUCGUGUACAAGACGAGUACGCAUUACCUCGGCGCUUGGUAUACGGUCACGACAACCAAGACCGCAGUCGUAACAGCGACAGCAAGUCCUGUUACGGACAUUGUCACAUCGACAUCAACUGCUUUCUCUACAAGCACGCAGGUCACGACAUCUUCCAUUACGAUCACAAGUACAAACACGCAAACUUCUUAUACGACGCCGACGACGACGAUCGCCACUACCGCUGGCUUCCAGAAUAUCCAGGACACCGAAAACUCCUUCACCCUGGCGAAAAAAAAGAGAAGUUUUCCAGUGCAUGCACCACGCGCUGUAUCGAAGGUUGGCCUCGCGGCCUCCGAGUACCCCAGCGUCGUGCAAUGUACCACAACUGUCCCCAAUCGAAACACUAUUACGUCGACUUCCACGGUGCACGUCGUUAAAUCAGUGCCCUAUUUCGAAUUCAGCACAACUACUACGCUCACUACUCAGACCACAACGACCAGCUACCCGCCCGAUGUGACUUCGAUCUCAACAACGACGAGCACUUCAACUAUCGCUACAACGAGCACGCAAUUGGCGUACCAAACCAUUGCAACAACUUCGACUUACACAUCAUAUAUCCCAGGCCCAACUGUGUACGAUGUUUGUAAUCCCAACAACCAAUUUGGUCCCACGUUCACGAACCAAGGACAAUCGUAUUAUGUCGACAAUGUGGAAAACAAUGGCCCGAACGUGGGCGCCAUCUUCGCCAUCGUCGCAGAUGGAGCCGAUUCUUUCUUAGAAUGCUGCAACGCCUGCAUGACGGCCGGGUCGUGCGAGAAUUUCCUCUACCGCGCACAGAACCAGAACUGUUUCAUCAUGUACCACCAAGGAGAGACGUGCUCGUCGCAGGCCAACCACCCUAACAUUAUGUUGUCGGCUAUUGGAAGUGACCCAGGCAGUGGAUACCAAGUAGGAAAUGGGAACUGUGGUUUUGGAUACAGCGGCAACUCUGAUGGCUCUGUGUUCCCUGUGGACCAGUGA